ACUCAAUUAUUCAUCAUCAAAAUUGUUGCAUCAGGGACGUCUCAUCCCAGGUCUGGAGCAUUUAAAUGAACCUGCAGUUGUGAAAUCUUCGUCUACAAUUAGACUAAUGAGCACUAGUGUCAUGGAUGUCUCAGCAGUUGAAACAGAGAUUAAAUGAGUCGCGACAGCAGCCAUAUGUCCUGUGCUAAGUAACUGCCAUUGGUGGGUCUCCAGCUAUUGAUGCUGUCCACAUGCAUGUGGUUGUGCUGAAGAAAGUCAGAGCUGAGAGGACAGAGAGAAGAGAAGGAGGAGGUAGAGGGGUGGCUAGUGAACUAGUGGCCACAAAGGAGGGAAGCUGUAGUUAUAUUCUUCUCUGGACCUUCUUCCUGACAGCAGACAGUUGUCUUAUAACAGUAGGUGGCGCAGACAGUGGAUCUUGUCCUGGUAAAGGAAUUACAAAUCUGUGGCAACACUACUGACUGAAUGCAUCGCAAGCCCUCGUAAAUAAAGUGUCACAGUGGUGGUGUCAUUGGUGCACUAAAAAAAUCAUGCUCAUGGACUGGAGGCGACCAAACUGCACUGGAUUAAACACGUGUGAAGAGCAAAGUGUGCAAAAGAAAAAAAGGAAGCACAAUCCCUAAGGAGUGACUCUUGGUGUCGGUGCCAUGGAUCACACAAGCCCAGGCAGCCUCCAUAGCUGAGAGACUGCCCUGAAAAUGGAGGUCUUCUACCCUUGCUGCAUCUCCAGAGGCAAAACUGUCUGGGUGGAAUCUAUCAAACCUUGAGCGCCUGCUUGUAAACAACCGGUCGCCGUCAAAAUGCGAAUGGAGGUUUAAUGAAGGAUGCUCUCUACAAGUCGAACUGGGCACUGACACAAAUGAAGUAUGUAGCAUCAUUCACAGCAUCUAAAACAGAGACUCUGCCAGUAUGGAAGAGCAGACUACUACUGUGAUUCAGAUUUACGUAAAUGGCACUGAGCAGUUCAAUGCUUCGUAUGACUUCAACCUAACCGAUGUGAAAGAAAGCAUAGACACCUAUGAGUUUUACGUAAUCGGCCUGUUUCUCUCCUGCCUGUACACCAUAUUACUGUUCCCCAUUGGCUUUAUUGGGAACAUCCUCAUUUUGGUGGUCAACCUCAACCACAGGGACAAGAUGACCAUCCCUGAUCUGUACUUCGUCAACCUGGCCGUGGCGGACCUUAUUCUGGUGGCGGACUCACUCAUCGAGGUCUUCAAUCUCAAUGAGAAGUACUAUGACUACGCCGUCCUCUGUACCUUCAUGUCACUGUUCCUCCAGGUGAACAUGUACAGCAGCAUCUUCUUCCUGACAUGGAUGAGUUUCGACCGAUACAUAGCUCUCGCUAACUCUAUGAGCAGCAGUCCACUGCGGACCAUGCAGCACGCUAAACUCAGCUGCACCCUCAUUUGGAUGGCCUCCAUCCUGGCGACUCUGCUUCCUUUCACCAUUGUGCAGACACAACACACCGGCGAGGUGCACUUCUGCUUCGCCAAUGUCUUUGAGAUCCAAUGGCUUGAGGUGACGAUCGGAUUUCUGGUGCCCUUCUCCAUCAUCGGCCUGUGCUACUCCCUGAUCGUCCGCACCCUCAUGCGGGCCCAGAAGCACAGGGGACUGUGGCCCCGCCGGCAGAAGGCCCUGCGCAUGAUUGUGGUGGUGGUGCUGGUGUUCUUUAUUUGCUGGCUGCCUGAAAAUGUUUUCAUUAGCAUCCAGCUGCUCCAAGGCACAGCAGACCCAUCGAAACGCAGUGACACCACACUGUGGCAUGACUACCCAUUGACUGGACACAUUGUCAACCUGGCUGCCUUCUCCAACAGCUGCCUAAACCCGAUCAUUUACAGCUUCCUCGGGGAGACUUUCAGGGACAAGCUGCGGCUUUUCAUCAAGAGGAAGGCCAGCUGGUCUGUGGUCUACCGCUUCUGUAAUCACACCCUGGAUUUGCACAUCCCUGUCAGGACCGAGUCCGAAGUGUAGCGCAGCUGUGGCGACCUGCAGUUCCUGAAGUUGUCAUCUGCCUUGCCUCGCUUUCCAGAACUUGAUCAUAAAUUGUCAGAGAGAUCUUUGGGUUAGCUUGACGUCGUGAACACUGCCUAAUUCUUAAAGUCGUCUGAGAAAAACAAGGAUUAUUCAGGGUGAAUCACCUGCUAAUGAAGUGGAUUAUAAAACGCAGAUGCAGAGCUUGGCUUACGGCUACCUUUUACAGAAUAGAACAGCUUGUCACAAUGAAGAUUUUUAUAGGAUGAUAUUCUCUGAGUCCAAUUUAAGGGAACAAAUAAAGUCAUGGAAGCACCUGCAACUCAUUUCCCAUCUGAGUUAUUGUUACAUAUACAUAUCCUUUUCAUAUAUUAAUGCUAUUGACACUGAUACAAUCAACAACUUAGACUGUUCUGCUUCAAGACUGAAUAAAUGCAUAUUUUGUAGGAUUUUUCAUUGAGGACACCUUCACUGGGGCUUGCUAAAAACGUGGGAAUCUUUCGACAUUUUCAAGAGUUU
This is a messenger RNA of Cyprinus carpio (common carp), 2487 nucleotides long. RefSeq names its product G protein-coupled estrogen receptor 1 (gene gper1). Gene Ontology annotation, molecular function: G protein-coupled receptor activity; nuclear estrogen receptor activity. Gene Ontology annotation, cellular component: membrane. Lineage: Eukaryota; Metazoa; Chordata; Actinopteri; Cypriniformes; Cyprinidae. The record is from RefSeq and is a predicted model, not a curated record. Gene Ontology annotation, biological process: cellular response to estradiol stimulus; G protein-coupled receptor signaling pathway.